UUGACACGCGGAAAAAUGUAAGUUUUUUGUUCACAUACAAAUAGAAAUAGACCAAAAUAGUUUGUGUUGUCAAAUAAGCUACUUAAAUAAAUAUUUAUACUGUUCCACCUAUAGCCUAGGAUAUAUUUUUUAGAGUAAAAAUUAAACUUUUUUUCGAAAAAUAAUUUGAAUUUCAUGUUUUCAGGGGUCAUAAUCAAAGCCACUCUGAAAAAAGCGACAAAUCGAUUGGUGAGUUUUUCGGGGUCUUUUGAGGGAAAAUUAUUGAGAAAUGACACUUUUUUUUGAAAAUAGUGGUAGAUCAAAAAUGUUUCUGAAAAUAUAUUCUAUAAAUCCAAGAAAACUCCUAGAAAAAUAACUUGAUCUAGAAAAAAUUUGAAAUUUUUUACAUCGAGAAAAAUGUACAUGAUUAUAAAAGUCAUGUCAUAAAUUUUUCUGAAUCCUAUAAUUUUCUGUACGAAAAAUUCCUAUUAGAAUUUUGAAAUUCACAAAUUCCUAUACCUGAAAUAAUGUGUUUUUCCACCAGAAAAAGUGCCAUAAAUUUUCCUGAACCCUAUAAUUUCAUAAUCAAAAAUGAGAGGUUUGUCUGAAAUUCCAGAAUUUCAGUUUCUCUUCCAAGUCUUCAGGAAAAAAGUUUCAUCAUCCUCAAAAAAGCAAAAAAUCGAGAAAAAACAGAGCGUUCCACUUGACAUUCAUUCUUUCUUUCCCACUUAAAAAAAACUCUGAACAUACUUAAAAAUAAAUAAAUAAUUUUUGAAAAGUUUUGAAUAUGAAAUGAAGUAGAAAUUCAAAAAUCUGAAGAAAAAAGAGCAUUUUUAAAGGAAAAUAAUUUUGAAAGGUACAUUUUUCUGUUGGGGAAACAAUUCUAAAAAUUUUAUGUAGAUCAAUUUUUUUAACGAAAAAAAUUUAUAAAGCUUGUAGAGAUUUCGAUGUUAACAGUACCUUCAAAAGAUUUUAUAGAGAUCUGAAAAAAUAAAUUUUGAUUCUGGAUUUGGUGAAUAUGUUUUGAUCUACCUUUUUUGCAAUAUGUUUGUAGAUCAAAUUUCUGCGGGUUUAUAGAAGUUUUUUUUAAAGAAAAAUUCCAAACUUCUGAAUUUUAGGAUAUUAAUCAAUCGAUAAUAGCAAGUUUUUGUAGAUCAAAUUUUUUUCAAAGGAACAUGCAUAGGUCAUUCACAAUAAUAGCUAAACAUAAAUAACUUUUGUGCCUUUCCAAGUACAUAUGGACAAAAUAGAAAUUAUGCACAAAAUUCUCAUCAAUCUAAUUCACUCAAAAACUGACCAGCAUAGUCUAAUCCCCCUUUUCUCUCUCUCUCUCUCUCUUUCAAAAUAAAAAAUUCAAUUUGUGUUCUCUUUUGCCUCCUCCCAUUCUCUUUGCUCUUUUUUGGACUAGAUUUGCUCUAAUCCUCCAAUAUUCAUAUAAUAUUUCCAUUUUUCAUUUUUAUUUAUGCGAAUGGUCUAAACUCGAACGAGGAAAAGGAAAAGAUAUUGAAGAGGGAUGAUAGAGACGCAGAAGAGGUCACAUAUCCUUCUUUCUCCCCCCACAUCGUUCUUUUUUCUCCCCUUUUUACUUUCCAUUCAUCCCGCCACCCAAAACUAGUUAAAUCGAAGGUUUUUUCUUCUCCCAAUAUACAUAUUAUAUUAUUGACUCUUUUGCGCCAAAUCAAUUCAACCAGAAAUGACCUAUUUUACCUAACCCUUUUUCUAGUUUUGAUUUUUUUUUCAGAAUUUUUUCCCGUGAAAUUUUUUUGGGGUAGAUCAAAAAUAUUUUUUCUUAAUUUUUUUCUGAAAAUUCCUCUCUAAAAAUAUUCUCGGCUACAAUUUUUUGAAAUUAUUUGGUGGAAAAUUUUGAGUCUUGAAAUUUUUUUAAAUUUUUUUUAUUGAAAAAUACCAGUGAAAAAUUUUCUGGCUGGAAGUUUUCUGAAGUUUUUUUUGAAAAAUAUCAGUGGGAAAAUUUUCUGACUAGAAUUUUUCUGAAAUUUUUGCUCUGGAAAUUUACAGCCUUGCGAAUUUUCUGAAUUUUUUUUGAAAAAAGAUUGGCCCAGCUCCGAUUUUCAGAAGCCCUUUUCAGAAGAGAAAAUUCCUGGUUUUCAAGAUCUGGAAAAGUUAGGCUAACUACUCCAACUUGGUCCAAUCUACUUUUUUUCUCGAAAAUCCAAUUUCAAUUUUUCUCCUAACAAAAAUUUUCCAUUGUUAUUUUCAUCAUAAUCACAUUUCAUUUUUUGUAUCAAAAAAAAUUCCAGUUUUCAAAAUAUAAAAAUGUAUGUAUAUAGAAAAAUUUGAUACUAUACAACACAAUUUCAUUAUUUGUUUUUCGAAGCGAAAAAAAAAUUCCGUUUUUUGACUAGUAGUUUUGAAUUAUUCAGAAUUCUGAAUAUGUUUUUCUUCACACUUUUUUCUGAUUAAAUUUAUAUUUUUAAAGGAGCAUGCUUGAGUUAGAUUUGCAGGUUUCCCCUACUAGAAAAAUCAUAGAAAAAAUGAAAUAAUAGGGCUAUUAUUCAGAGGCAACUAACUUUCACACAUUUUGGAACAAUCUUACGACCUUGGAAGUUUAAUUUUCUGCAUGGGUGGUAAAAAAUCGCAUCCAAACCCUAUUUUGCCACAAAGAAAUUAUGUUUGAUUUUGUUUUUGAAACAUUUUUAUGAUGUUGUAUACACGCAGUGUUGAUAGGAUUAAAUUUGGUUUGCCUAUUCACUGCGCAAUUUCUAUUCCUGAUUUUUAUUUUCUUUUUUGGCAAUUCGCCUGGGGAAUUUUCGGUCAUGAAAUCAGGCUUUAGUUAACUUAAAAUAUAUAUUCAAAAAAAUUUUUUUUUGAAUUUUCAAAAUUUGACUAAUGAAUCAAUUCAUCUGAAGAAAUUUUAAAAUAUUUUUGAUCUACCGGAAAAUGUUUUUUAAAAGUUUUAACUUAAAAAACUUAAAAGUUUUGUGUUGUUGUUGUUUCUAUUUCCUCUUUUACUUCCAAAAAAUCCAAACAAAAAAGUAGUAAGAAAAAGCACUUCUGUCCUUCUUCUUCUUCUUCUUUUUAUUCCAUUCUGUGUCGAUUCAAUUAGCAAAGAGGACACAACCAGAAGAAAAAAAAACCACAUGAAAGAAUAGAAUACAAAUGAAAUACAACACUUGUCGUUUUUAUUGCAGACACCAUUUUUAGAGACAAAUUUGUUGUAUAUGUGUUUUUUGUUUGGAAUGAGGGAUUUCGAAAUUCUUCCUUGUUUUUUGUUGGGUGACUCAGCGAUUUCAACAUUUUUUUUUAAAUUUUAUUUUUCAACUGCUGAAGUUCAGUUUUUUUUUUAAAUAUAGUGUAGUUUAAACUGAACUUACAGGUUUUUUAAAGGGACAUCUCAAAUUCCAAAGCUCGAAAUUCUACCCAGGAAAUCAGAUCAAAGUUUUUUUUUUCGAAAUGAAAAAGAAUAAAAUAAACAAUGUUUGAACUUGAUGAACUUUUUUUUUGGGAAAAGCAAAUUCAUUAAUUAGUUGAGUUUUUCUAAUUAGAAGUUUUGAAAAUAGAAAAUUAAUUAUUAAAUGAGCUCAACCAACGAAUUAAAAAAUCGGAAAAAUAUUUUUUUAAAAAUUGUUCAAUUUUUUUGAAAAAGUGAUUAUUAAAUUUAAUUCAAUUUUUAAAAUUUUUCAAAAUUUAUUUUUUUAAAUUUUGCUGCUGAAAUCAAGCUUUCGGACCCUACGCUGUGGAAAAAAUAAAAGUUCUGAUCUGAAAUUUUUUGGGAUAAUUGUGGGAAACGUCUGGCUUCCAGAUUUUUUCUUGAUAUUUUUCCCACAAAUUUUCUACUUCUCUUAAACAUUCCCAAAUUUUUCAUUUCAUUUAAAAAAGGUUAGGAAAUCUAUAAUACCACAAAAGAACUAGUUUAACUCCCCCUCCCAAAAAUCCAAGAACACAAUUUCUUUGAAGUUCUCUUUUUUUCCCUCCCACGAUGUUAUCUAUGUAAUUUGGCUUUCGUUUCCCGUCAGUCAGUCGUUCCCAAUAUUUGCAGAUCAACACGAGAAAAAAAAAUUUAGUUAGUAGUUAGCUAGUAGCAGACUCCGACUCAUCGCAUCGCUAAGGGUGUGGUCCAAUUCUUUUGUAAAUAUUAUAGGAGGUAGAGAAAUAGAGAAAAAAGGCCGUGCAUUGUUUCAUGUGUGAGCACUUUUUUUUGACUUGGGAGGUACAUAUUUAUGUUCCUGCACUACUUAUGAGUUAACUUGAUCUUAUCUUUUUUUGUUAUACUUGAGUGUUUCUUUUUUUCUUGGGCUUGUCAAUGAUAUACUUAACCUCUGUACUUUAUGACGGGGUUUUUAGUGAAUUUUGACUUUGCAAAAAAUGCUCUUUCCGGAAUUUUCAGUUGUAUGAACUACUGAAGCCUUCUGGUGGAUUUUAAAGCCUUCCAAAACCUUCUGAAAGCCCCUAAAGCCUUCUAACGCUUUCUAAACCCCUAAUCUCUGUUAAAAAAAAUUCCAUUUUUUUCUCUGGAAUCUCUUCAUUUCACAUUAUCUCUAAUCUAAUUCGAUUCUUCAUUUUUUUUCUCAAAAAUAAACAAAAUUAAAUCAAACUGUGUCAAGAAUCUUCUCCACUCAUUGUAAAAAAUCCACAUUUUCAACAUUUUUUGUGUGUGUGUGUAUGUUUCAUUCAAAUACAUAAUUUUUAUUAUUUCCUGAUAAUAAUUACGACGCCAGAAAUAUUAUUUUUAUUCUUAUUAUUAUCACAAAAUACCUCAUAAAACAAGGUGAUUUUUCAUUUUUCUUUUUUGCAGCCGGCGACAAUUUUUCGGAUUCAAACGAGUGGGCCGUGACGGGGCUCAAAUUGCCAAUUUCAAAGUCAGAGGUGGGUUGCUUUUUUUGCUGGGGGAAUUUUUACAAGUUCAAAAUUUUGAGAAAAAAAUUGUGAAAAAAGUGGAACAGCUGAAAAUUUGAAUUUCUGGAAACUGUGAAAAGUUUUAUUUUUUUUUUCAAAAUUUGGUGAUAAAUUUUUUUAAUAAAAUUUGUUGCUGAAAACCCUCUUUAAAUUUGGUUUCUGAAAAAAAUUCCUUUGAAAUUCUUGAAAAAAAUAUCGAGUUUUGAAACUUUUCUAAAAAGUUGUUAAUUUGAACUUGAAAUUAUUUUUUAAAGAUUUUUUUUCAAAAUUUUUCUCAAAAAUAAAUCUUUUAUUACUUAUUUUCUUCAUUUCAUUUUAAAAUUGAACUUUAUGAUUUCACAUCAAAAAUUCUGAUCUCCCAACCUUAAUCAUCACCAAUCCAUAACAUUUUCCUCGGAUUUCAGAUGUCCCGUCCACCAGCUUCACUUGACACAUUUCGAACGUUCAAUAAUGACAGCUCAAUGUUCCGAAAUAGCAGGUACGUAUGUGUUGAGACAAGUCUGUUUUGUGUAUUUGUUUAUUGUGUCCGUCCGUUUUUCCUAAUUAUCCGUGUUUGGUUUUUUUUGCUGUGCUGAUGUGAUCAUGUAAUUUUCCAGUGAUUCAAAUAUUUUUAGGGGAUUUGAGAGAGGCUUCUGAUUUUUUUUCUGAAAAAAGGUUUCUUCAAGCAAGAAUAACCAAGGCUUUAAAAUACAGAAUUGGAAUUUUAUACUAAAAAUUUAUAACCUGAGCAAUUGAGUGAUUGAUUUAUUGAUUUAUUAAAAGUGGAGUCUGAGCAAAAAUUAAGUUGUGCUCAUUUGAAAAAGCAUAUUCUAGAUCAAAGGUUUUUCUAGAAGCUUCUCAAAAAUUAGUUUAAAAAUUCAAAUUUCGAAAAAACAAGGAAAAAUGGCAUGAAAUUUCACAAGAAUUUGGAGCUGUGUUUCCAAUUUUUAUGAGAAUUUUCCAAUGGAUUUUUUCAACCAGGAGAUCCAAAUGAAUCGAUUUCUAUGUUAGAGUCCACUUUUAAAAAGGUUUCCAGGAAGCUCACCAAGAAUUUUGUGAAUAAGCCCGGCCCUAAGCUCGACUCUCUGAAGCCCCUUUCAUUUUUCUUACAUGCCGCCUAAAAAGUAUAUAAACUUCAAAAGAAUGUUAUGUAAAUCGCCAGAGACAAAUAAUAAUAGGCAUUUUGUGGUGUUCCUUUCUUCUCCUUCUCACCAGACACCAAAAUCAUUUGUUUCAUUUUCUUGUGUUGUUCCUCACACGGGUGAGCAAUAUAAAUAAUAAUAUUUAUCCCCCCGUUCUCUCUGCCUGUCGUUUUCAUCUGCGUCUCCUAUUGUUUUCUAUUUCUCAAAUCGUUCUCGCGCAACAAAUAAUAAUAUAUACACAAGAAAGAAGGAGAAGAAGCAAAAACCGUCGGUCGGUGCACAUUUUUUCUCACUAUUGUCUUUUUCCGCUUUCACCCUCUCUAUAUUUGGUAGUUUUGAUGUUUGCUUGAUAGGUAUACUUGAAAUCUAGUUGAACUUUGUUUGGAUGGCAAAAAAAACUUCAUAACUUGUGCCAUUUUAUUUGACAGUUUCCGGUUUUUUCAGUUUUCUGUUCUCCAUGAAUUUAAAUUGUUUCAUCAAAGUUUGAAAGUCAAACAGUUUUUUUUCUUCUGCAUUUUGUCUAAAUCUCCCACUCAUCUCAAAAUGUUUAAUUAAUGAUUGAACACUACUAUCAACUCAACUUUAUCCUAAUAUCAAACAAACUAGUUUUUUGCACUCUUUUUACUACUUUUCUUUCGAAAUAAAUUUUCUAUUUAAUUCAAUUUUAUUUUGAACUUGGAAUUAGGUCCAGAAUAAAUUGAACAUGGAGAGAAUUUGCAUAUUCUAGUGAAUUUUUUGUGUUUUUUUUUCGUAUGGAGUUUGAUCUACUAGAUUUUUCAUUUGAUAGAAAUUUUUUUUUGAGUAAAUUCGAGCUGAUAAUCAAUAUUUUCAGUGAUUGUAAAGAUCUGAAACUCACCUGGAAUUCAAUUUUCCGAGGAAAAAAUCGUUCAGGGGUGGUUGAUUUACGAACUAUCAUUUCCGAAAAAAAAUUCAGAGAUAUUUGAAAAAAAUAUUCUGUUUUUUUUUGAAAUUUAGUUUUUAAAAUUUUUUUUUUUAAAUUUAAAGGGCAAGAUAAAUUAUAAAUUUAUAAAUUUUCAAAAUAAAAUUUGUGUUCAAUUUUAAUUUCUAUGAUUUAUUGUUUCAGAAAAAUUGAUUUUUAAAAAAUAACUUAUUCUUUUAGUAACUCUAUUAACCUGAGCAACGUCCUAUUCUCAGAUUUUGGAAAAUUUUAUUUAUGUACUGAUGAGUUACAGACCUUCAGAAUUACAGUCAAAUUUUAAUACAAUUUUAGAUUUUGAUCUUAAUUGAGAUAGUUUUCCAAAAUUCAAAGCAGCUUCUUAUUCGCCUCAAAAAUUCCGGAUUUUCUCUCAUUUUAUAUUUUGAACAAUCUAUUAAACAUAUUUGUUUGUCACAGAAAAAACUCGCCAGAAAAUAAUAUAUGAGCUCGAACAGCAGAAGAGAUACAUAAUAAAUCAGAGUUGGACACCCGUAGAAACAUGUCAAGUGACAAAGAUUGAACACCUACCCAAACUUUUUUCCCAAAAAAAAUAAUGGCUCACAGAUUUUCUUGGCCGGCCACUAGAUGAUCAUCAAUCUAAUGAUGAUAGGUGUAUAAAUCAUAUUUGUGUGAAAUGUGUAAAUCUUUUUCACUUUAUUGUUGAUGAACAGCCGGCCUCACAUCACUCAUUCUCGCACGAAUUUAUUCUUUUGUCGAGCUUGAACUUUCUAUUAUUUUUUUAUUCAAUAUAUUUUUGAUCUACAAAUUUUUUCCUGAAAAAAUAUCAAGAAUGAUCUUCGGUGAUUUGAUUGAUUUAAAAAAGCGACGAAAAAAAGUGCUUCCUCGUCGACGUCACAAAUCAAAAUCGUCAACAAAUUGGCCAGCAAAAAAAAUUAGUGAGACAACCUGGUCGACUUCGACAAUAAGUUUACCAUCUGCCACCACCUCACAAUUGGCACCAAUCCACUAUUUACAUCAGAAAUUGGCGGAGAGCAUUUUUUUCAUCAGCGCUACAAUUGAUUCAUUGUGAGUUAGGAGUUGAGUGGAAUUAAUAUUUAAUUUUUUUUUGAAACUGACAUUGAAAAAAAAUUUUUUUUUGGAACUCUUUCAAUUUUCUGUUGGUUUUUUUCCCAAUUUUCAUUCAGGGAAAACUUGAGAUCUAAUUAUUUUCCACACAAAAAUCCAUGAAUUCAUUAUUCAAUUCUUCUCCAAUUCAAUGAACCAUCUGCUCAUUUUUUAGUGCACAAUAUUCUAUUGGGACCAAGAUAAAUUUCACAAAAAUCUGUACUCUCUUCACUUCCCACACUCUCUUUAAAAAUAUUUUUUCCAUAAUACUAAUUAGGGUAAGUCACAUUAUCGAUUAGACGCGAUCAAGAAAAUCUUCCCAAAAUACCGUCUCUACUCUCUCUGUGUCUCUCCAAGACCCACACUCUCUCGCUGCCUAUCUCAUGGUGUCAAAAUUUUGAUGGUCAUAAAUUAUAUUGAUCACCGAAAAUUUAUGUUUUUUUCUGUCUGUGAUAAAAUUUUGAAUCUAAAUUUUUAAAAUGUUGAAAACAUUUUCCAUAUUAGAGGGAAAUCUCAUCUCCCCCGUGUCCAAUUUUUUAUAAUGGACGCUAAAGUGCAAAAAAAUGAAUAACCCUACCUAGCCUUCUUUUCCCCCCUGGAAAAUUCCUCAUAGUAUAUUCAUGAAUCAUCUGUCGUCAACACGUCCUGUCCCUGUCUCCCAUUCAUUUUUUUCCCCUCAAUUUUCCGCUCUCUUCGUAUAUGUAUGUUUAUUUGUCAAUUGUUUCGAUAUUGUUGUUUUGUUUUUGUGCAUAUAUGAAUACUAGUAUAGUGUGGUAAUGGCUUGGCGCCGGGUUGCAGCCGAUUUUUUGAGCCGAGCUCUGAAAUUUGGAAUUCGAAGUUUUGAGCCGUCUUGACAAUUUUUAAACAAUUUUGAGCCAUUCAUAGGCCGACUUUGAGCUGAUUUUGAAUCCGGAGCUAAACCGAUUUUUAUCCGGUUUCCAGCAGAAUUUUUGAGCCGAUACGGAAUCGAAGGUUCAACUGGUAGCUCUUAGAAUUUUGAGAUCGAUCUGGUCCCAAUUUCUAGCCGAUAUUGUGCUAAAUUUUAAUCAAAUAUCGAUUUAAAUUUCCAGCCGAAUUUUAUAAACCGUGUUCCUAUCGCUUUUUCAAUCGGUUUUGUGAGAGCUUUUCCACAUACCGUGCCAUAUUUUUAUCGGUAAUGAACGAAAUUUUGAACCGAGAUCGACUCGAAGCCGAAAUCAGCACCGAUUUUCUAUCCGAUUUCAAAUUAUUAGGCCGGUAGAUCACAGAGUAUAUAUUGAUCUGGCGUUCGUUUCUUUAAAUCUGUAAGCCCUGAUUUUCCAGCCGGUAUCGCGCCGCUCAUUUUAUUUGAUUCAAACCGGCCAGAACCACGCCGUUGCCUCACUUUCAACAUUCACAUCUUAACAUUUUCACACAAUAAUUUCUUUAUAUUUUUGCAGAGAGGAUCUUGUGGCAUGCAGUUCAACAAAUUCCUUAUUACACCAAUCCAACAACGCAGAUGAAAUGAAUAGUAUGAUGUCGUCAUCGUCAACGACACCAAUAUUCAUUGCACUUUAUGAUUUUCACGGUGUCGGCGAAGAGCAAUUGUCAUUAAGAAAGGGUGAUCAAAUUCGGGUACUUGGUUAUAAUCGAACUGGCGAAUGGUGUGAAGCUCGUUUGUAUUCAUCGCGACGUAGUGAUGCGAGUAGUCAACGACGAGUCGGACAAAUUGGUUGGGUGCCCAGCAAUUUUAUAGCGCCUUUCAAUUCGUUGGAUAAAUAUACGUGGUAUCAUGGUAAAAUUUCGCGUAGCGAUUCGGAAUAUAUAUUGGAAAGUGGAAUUACGGGAUCGUUUCUUGUUAGAGAAUCGGAGACUAGUAUUGGACAAUAUUCGAUUUCGGUUCGACACGAUGGACGUGUUUAUCAUUAUCGAAUUAAUGUUGAUCAUACGGAACGGUAUUUUAUCACUCAAGAAGUCAAAUUCAAGAGCUUAGCUGAACUUAUUCAUCACCACAGUGUGCAUGCAGAUGGAUUGAUUUGUAAGUUUUUUAUUUUUCUGAGAAAAAAUCGGAUGAUUCAGAGAAAAAACAUUAUUUUUACAAUAAAAAAAUUGAUUCGGAACAUAUCAAAACAUUUUUUUCCAAUUUUUUGUAUCAAAAAAACUUUUCGAAAUAUUUUAUAUUGUGUAAGAUUUUGAUCCAAUUUUUUCAAAAUUCUUGAAUCAAGUUUCAUUUUCAAUUUUUCUUUCGAGAAAUAAUCUAGUUUCUAGUAGAGUUCAGGGAUUCAGAAUAUCCGAAUUCAGGGAUUCAGAAUAUUCGGAUUCAGGGAUUCAGAAAAUUCGGAUCCAGGGAUUCAGAAGCUCCAGAUGUUUCUCAUAAAAACACCUCUGGAGAUCUGAAUUUAUUUAAAUACUAUCCGAACUGAUUCUAGCCUUUCGGUGAAUUUUUGAAAAUUAAAAUUCAAAAUGCUUUUCUCAACAUUUUCAAAAGAAAAUUUUUUUGAAAAGUUCCAACUGUGAACAUUUCUGGAAAAUACCCAAAAAUUUUCUAAAUUUCCAAAAACAUAUUUUUUUAGGUUUAACAAUAAGUUAUUGAUUUUUUUGAAGGUGAAAAUAUUGAUUUGAUUCCCGAAACCUGCUUGAUAAAAUUAAUGUGUUUCAACUGGAUCAAUCUUUUUCAAAAUCUCAAAACCACUAUUUUUCAGGCACCCUGAUGUAUGCUGCAAACAAAAAAGACAAAAACCGCGGUGUCUUCUCCUUAUCUCCAACCCAAUCCGAUGAAUGGGAAAUCGAUCGUCAAGAGAUCAUAAUGCACAAUAAACUCGGCGGUGGACAAUACGGAGAUGUUUACGAAGGCUUCUGGAAGCGUCACGGAACCACAGUUGCUGUCAAAGCUUUGAAAGAAGACGCGAUGCCCCUUCACGAUUUCCUAGCCGAAGCUGCGAUUAUGAAAGAUUUGAAUCAUCGAAAUCUUGUCAGAUUGCUUGGUGUUUGCACAAGAGAAGCUCCAUUUUUCAUCAUCACUGAAUAUAUGUCAAGAGGAAAUUUAUUGGAUUAUUUGAGGUAACAGCUGACAAUUUUGAGAAAAAAAACUAAUGUUUUUUUCAGAAAAACCGAUAAAAGUUACCUGCCACCUGUUAUACUUAUCCAAAUGGCCACACAAAUUGCAUCUGGAAUGGCAUAUUUAGAAUCGCGGCACUUUAUUCAUAGGUAUGUCAUAAAAAAGAUCAAAGAUUUUUUUUGUUGGAAAAGUGACGUUGGUAAAAGAAAUUUAUUUAGAAAAAAUACAAGUUUCAUAAAUUUACAAAAAAUUAAAAGAUCUAUGAAGAGUUAACAGUGGUGAUGAUGAUGAUGAUGGAAGGGAUUUAAGUGACUCAUAAAUCCGUGAUGAUGAUGAUGAUUAUGGUAAUAUGGUUGUUCCAUAACAACAACAGGCGGCUGAGCAAUCAUUGGUGCCGCAAUUGGCGCCGCAACAGGCAUAACACUCGGUUGAACGCCAUAACCCAUUCCCAUUGGGUAUGCAGUUUGAGGUGGAUAUGGAUAAGAAUUAUUCAUAUAUGGAUUGUAAUUGUAGGCCAUUGUGUAGUUGAAAAGCAGAGAAAAAUAUAAAACUGAUAAGAAAUGAGAGCGAUUGAGGUGUUAUAUAGUUAUUUUUUGAUUGCGGCUUGUGUAAACAUUCGAGAAAAAUAUUAUGGUCUUGAUCUUUUAGAAUGAAUGACUCAUCGGUUUAAAAUUGUGAAAUUUGAUAAUGAUUCAUAGGGAAUUCCGGAAUUUUAUAAAAAUCUGAAUUUUGAUGAUCAGAAAUUUCAUGCUGUCUGAAUGGAAAAACAAGGGAACUUUUUCUACCCAACACUUAAAAUUUAAUGAUUUUUUGAGAAUCGCAAAGUUUUUUGGAUGAUCCGACUUUCGACCUUGGAGUCAAAAAAUGCCUAAAAUGAGCCCUGGCAGAUAUCAUAGCUCAUUUUAAAAAUGCUCUUCUGAAUUUUUUUUAAAAAUAAAAUUUCAGAAAUUCAUAAGCAUAGUCGAUUUACUAGAAGUAGAUUAACAAAAAACUUUUGAAAAAUUUUGGAAAUUUUUAUUUUUCGGAUGAAAAUUCCAAAAUCAAAAGUUUUUUCCUGAUGCUAUUUGAGUAAAUCGACUACGCUGAAUAUUAUCUGAAAUUCAAUUUUUCAAAAUUCAUCCUGAUUUUUUAACUUUCUUUUUAUCGAAAUGAUUAACAACCUUAUUAGCAAAAGUUAUCAUUUUCUUUUCCCAUAACUUUUGACAAUAUCGAUAUAUCAAAAAACUCUGGGAUUAUGACUCAUUGAACUUUCGAGCUUUCAUAACACUUGAAAUGUUUACACAAGACAUCAGCGUCAAAAAUAACUAUAUAACACCUCACUCAUUCAUCGUUUCUUAUCAGUUUCCUACUCACUUUUGUGAUUUCUACAAUAAUGGCCUGCAACUACAAUCCAUAUAUGAAUAAUUCUUAUCCACAUCAUCCUCCUCCUCAAACUGCAUACCCAAUGGGAGUUGGUUACGGUGUUCAACCAAAUAUUAUGCCUGCUGCCCCGAUGGUCCAACCGAUGAUUGCUCAACCACAAGUUGUUGUUAUGGAAGAAUCUCACCGGCAUUCUCAUAGACACGGUUUAAUGCACCAUAUGAACCCAUUUCACCAUCAUCAUCAUCACCACUAA
This is a messenger RNA of Caenorhabditis angaria, 12587 nucleotides long. NCBI's taxonomy places the organism in Eukaryota, Metazoa, Nematoda, Chromadorea, Rhabditida, Rhabditidae. The record is from the annotation of a GenBank genome assembly.